Anopheles merus is the source of this 3805-nucleotide messenger RNA. Its product is annotated as WD repeat domain phosphoinositide-interacting protein 2-like. Gene Ontology annotation, molecular function: protein binding; phosphatidylinositol-3,5-bisphosphate binding; phosphatidylinositol-3-phosphate binding. NCBI's taxonomy places the organism in Eukaryota, Metazoa, Arthropoda, Insecta, Diptera, Culicidae. The record is from RefSeq and is a predicted model, not a curated record. Gene Ontology annotation, biological process: protein lipidation; autophagy of mitochondrion; protein localization to phagophore assembly site. Gene Ontology annotation, cellular component: phagophore assembly site membrane; extrinsic component of membrane; cytosol. The transcript has 5 exons. The coding region runs from base 729 to 2159 and encodes 476 amino acids.
CCCCUGCGCGUGUGUGCGUGUGUGUGCAGAGCGAGCGCACGCGAGUGUGUGUGUUAGUGCUGCCACAGAAAGAGAGAGACAGGGAGCGCGCCCGCGCGUGUUGCGCUAGAGAGAGCGAGAGCGAGGCGUGAAAACAAAAACAUCUCGAAGGAACGCGCGAGUCCGACUAUAAACAAACCAACAACAAACAGGUCGAUUCAGUCAGUGAGAAAACAAGCCAGCGCAGUCAGCAGCGUGCAGCAACACAGGAACGAAGCGACGAGCGAGCGCGAGCGUACACUACACUGAAGCGAAGCGUACGCAUCACGUCCCCCCGACACUAGCGCAGCAGCAGCAGCAGCAGCAAAGCGAACCAAACAAAAGCAAUCACGCACGCAGUCGUCCUGCUUAGCUUUUUUUUUUGGGGCUCCACGUAAUCCUGCUUGGUUGUGCGUGUGACGUUUAUCGUUAUCGUGCGUGCUAAAGGACAUCUUUCCAGACCUCGUUGCGUGUGCGUGUGUGAACGGUAUAGAAAACAGUGCAGAAGCAGAUAAUAGAAAACGCACACACCACGCAACUAGCAACAGCAACACAGCAAGCGAGCAAAACAAAGGACACAAACUUCUACACAGCCAUACAUAUAGUCCUCGAGUGCAUUUGUGUGUGUGCGUCGUGUGAGUGUGUGAAGAAGCAGCAGCAGCCAGCCCUUCACGCCAGUUCCGGAGCCGUCGUUGCGCCCAAUCGUUUAAAUGAGUGAUAUAAGUCAGAAAUGUUUCGGCAAAAAUGGUGGAUUCUCUAUAAGCUUUAAUCAAGACUAUACAUCGCUUUCCGUGGUAUCCAGGACGGGAUAUCGAUUGUUUUCGUUAACAUCCGUUGAUCGUGUCGAUGAAAUCUUCUGCAGCCAUGACGAGGAUACAAAGAUUGCCGAGCGGCUGUUCAGCAGCAGCCUCGUUGCGGUCGUUACCGCAAGUGAACCGAACAAGCUUAAGGUCUGUCACUUCAAGAAGGGGGCGGAGAUCUGCAACUACGGCUACCCGUCGGAGAUCCUGUCGGUGAAACUGAACCGCUCCCGGCUGGUCGUCUGCCUCGUGGACAGUAUUUACAUUCACAACAUCCGUGAUAUGAGACUGCUACAUUCCAUCAAGAACAUGGCGCCGAACCCGAGCGGCCUGUGCACGCUCUCGCUGCUGUCCCACCUGGCCUACCCGGUGGCGACCGACUGUGGCGAGCUGCAGAUCUUCGACGCGGCCAACCAGCUGCGCCGGCUGAAGCUGAAGGCGCACGAUUCGCCGCUGUCGGCACUGAACUUCUCCUACAACGGGCUGCUGCUGGCGACCGCCUCGGAGAAGGGCACCGUGAUUCGCGUGUUCUGCGUGAAGAACGGGCAGCGGGUGCACGAGUUCCGGCGCGGCGUCAAGCGGCACGUCAGCAUCGGCUCGCUGUACUUCAGCACCUGCGCGAGCUUUGUCGUCGCUAGCUCGAACACCGAAACCGUACAUAUCUUCCGGAUCGAUCCGAAAGCGGUCGAGCAGGCGGAACGGCGCCAGAGCGUGGCGAUCGAUGCGGCUGCAGCGUCGGCCACCAGUACGGGCAGCUCGAGCGAUGACGAUGAGACGCAGGGUGGCAAUGAUCCAGCGGCGGCCGCCGCCGGCGGUUGGGGUAUGGGCUUUCUGGCGAAGGCCGUUACCAGCUACCUGCCGACGAACGUGGUGACGGACGUGUUUACGCAGGACCGGGCGUACGCGACGAUACAGCUGGCGGAGCCGGGGCUGCGGUACGAGUGCGUGAUGGCGAAGCUGGAGAAGGAGACGCGCCUGCUGCUGGCCUGCGAGGACGGCUUUCUGUACAUUUACAGCUUCGAGGACUCGAAGGGUGGCGAAUGUAAGCUCAUUCGUGCGCACGAUCUCCGUACGCCACUGCACGGCAUUACCGAAGUUGACAUCGUCGGCAAUGAGAACGAUGAAAACACAAACAGCCUGAACGUGAACAUGACGAAGUCGAUGCUGCCGGCGCCGGGCACGUACGCUGGCGUUCUGAAGGGACGUCCGGCCGACCGGAUGUCAGCAGACUCCGACUGGUGCCACGAUUUGCGCGAGGCGGUCGAGUAUCCGGUCAAGGUGACGGUGCCGAUCUACGACGAGAUGCAGUUCCCCCCGGUGACGCCGAUCACCGUCGAGUGACUAGGCAAGGGCACGGCAGCGCAGCAGCACCCCCGGGAAGGAGGUGAUCAUCAACAGCACCACCACCACCAUCAUCACCACCAUCCGCCCACGAAGAUGCGACCCACUGGCAAAUCGUUCCCCUCGAAGGCAGCAGCCGGCGUUGGCUGCAAGGGUUGAAGUGUGGGGAAAAUGGAGCUUAUGGUAGGAAAGCCAGUACACAGUGUACGAGUGGAGGGAGGGGGAGGGGAGCAAUGCAAGAAAGUGCACUAUAUUUUGUCCUUACCUGAUAGUAGUGAAUAUAACGAAGAUGCGAAGAAGCAAAUGAUGAUAUGGUGGGGCUGACUUUGUCACACAAAAAGAAAAACGCUGCAAAUGUUGCGUAAGCGUGUGUGUGUGUAUCGUUGAUGUUUUUAUUUUCUUUAAUUUAUUAUUAUACACACCAACUCUCUUCGCUUAAGCAGUUAGUGGAGUUAGGGCCGACCCGAAGCGCGCAAUAUAAAACCGGAAAGGAUGACAUGUGACCCACGCUGCUGGAGGGGUCUCUUUCAUCCCGUUGUUGCGUGUGUUUACGUUUAAUUUUCGCUUUCACAACUGUUCGUGCAACUGUUUGUCGUCUGUGACUAUGUUCUUUUCUCUUCUUCUUAACAUUUACACACGCUAUCUGUUGCUGCUAACUAACAAACAAACACACACACAGACAUAAGAAAAAUUUCUUUCUUGCAUCAGAAAACGUCCACACGCCCUUUGUAGGGAAUCAUUUUAAUCCUGCGCUCUUUCAGCAAAGCAAUGGUUUUAUUCGACUGGCAUCGAUCGAGAUCGAAACACCAAACGAUCGGUUCAAAAAUCAAUCAUGGGGAAGCUGCGCCGCGCCGUGCACGUGCAAAUGUGUGUUUAUAAUUAUUAAAACUAUACUACGAUCCCCUUCCCUCUUUAAUAUAUACGAGAUAGGCGAGAGAUACAGGAAACAGAGGAGGGAACGGACACGUGCGUUGAGUUUCUUUAGGUCAGUAAUCAAGCAAUACACACAGCAACAAAAGCAAGUUCAAUUUCACAAAGUAACUUUACCAUUAUUAGAACGACGACGAAUGUCGACGACAGUGGGCGAUGGGUGGCUGGCGUUGGCUGCCAUUUAGAGUACUUUCUAUCGAUUUUGUAUCGCUCCCGUUCAUUCGCCCGUGUUCCCCCUUUUGGUCGUUUCAAUCGGUGGAUCAAGGCAGAACUAGUUGUUGAUUGAAUUCGAAAGAACAAAGAAAAUGUAGUAAAAGAAACAAAAAACAAAGUAGAACUAGUAAGCAAGCAGCAGCAACAGAUGGUAGAUGGUGAAUUAAAGUGUCUAUUUAAUGUAAGAUCGUUGCUCCGUUAGAUAUGUUGAUCGUUUAUUCUUAAACAAACAAACAAACAAAAAAAGAUCGGUACAUCUUUAACACACACACACACACGAGCAAGGGGAGGUACACAUAUACACAGAAAAAAAGCGAAACAAACGAUCGUGUAAGGAGCGCAUAAGAAGAUGAAAAACUUCCGCAGGAGAAGAUAUAACAACAAAAAAAUGUUAAAAGCUAAAGAACACAAAAAAAACAUUAAAUCAUAUAUUUGAUUAAUGAUAACACAUGAAAUGAAUGAUACCCACAUGUAUCUUGGAUAAAAGUUGGAGGAAUAAAAUG